AGAACAUCCCGACUACACUAUGGUAGACGUUGUGGAUCCAGGAGUAGUGAAAACUGGUUCUUACAAAUAUGAAGAUGGAACGCGAUACGUAGGAGAAUGGAACUCCAAAGGGCAGAAGCAUGGAAUGGGACAUUUGGUACUCCCUGAUGGUACAAGAUAUGAUGGUGCCAUGAUUGGCGGAUUGUGCUCUGGACUUGGGGUUAUGGCGUUUCCUGAUGGUGCAAAGUAUGAAGGCGAGUUCAUGCAAGGCUGGUUCCAUGGACAUGGUGUGUUCUGGCGAGCUGAUGGAAUGAAGUUUGAAGGGGAGUUCCGCGGGGGACGGGUUUGGGGCCUAGGUCUUGUCACUUUUAGCGACGGCAGCCACGGAUUCCCCAGGAACGAGGGUUUCUUCCAGGACUGUAGGCUGGUUCGACGGAAGCGAUGUCCGGAGGUGGUCCAACGAGCACAGAAGGUCGCAUACAUGGCUAGAGCGCAGUGUCAACAAAUUUAGACAAUUGUGUAGGGCAAUUUUUGGCACUGCAUGUACCUGGAGUAAUGUAUAGAUAGAAUAUCGGACUCAAUUGCAUUUUGCGAUUGUGACAGCUAACCGUAAUGACAAGUCUGUAUGUACAUUUAAAUUUAAAUAAAUUAAUGU
Hyposmocoma kahamanoa is the source of this 634-nucleotide messenger RNA. It is a transcript of the gene rtp, whose product is annotated as MORN repeat-containing protein 4 homolog. Lineage: Eukaryota; Metazoa; Arthropoda; Insecta; Lepidoptera; Cosmopterigidae. The transcript has 4 exons. The record is from RefSeq and is a predicted model, not a curated record. The coding region runs from base 20 to 490 and encodes 156 amino acids.